UUUUUUUUUUUUUUUUAAUUUUAUUUCUCUGCGAUGAGUUUGCCACCGAAAGUGGUCCCGAAACCCGCCGCUGUCGCAGUUAGCGGACCUGGAAGUGGCCCCUCUCCGUCGAGCCAACUGCGGGCUACCCUGACCUCCGUGUCUCUGCCGCCGGGAGCCCCGACAGCUCCUCAGCCCGGCGCUGUACCGCCUCAAAUCCCACGGGUUCAGCCACUGGACGAGCGAAUCUUCCCCACACAGCCUGGAGUCGCUGCAGUCUACAGCGUACCCAGGCAUGCUGGCUCUACUUACACUGCUCACGACAUCACAAAGGGACACCCUAGCUUGGCGGGCACCCCGCCAGGUCAUGCCCACUCCCCGGCGCUCUCUCAGGUAUCAGUACCCACAGCUUCCCCAUAUCGCUACCCUAAGGGCUGGGAGGCAGGCGGAGGGUCUCCAUACAACCCUGGACAAAAUGCUGGUUCUGCACCUUUAGUGUAUUCUCCCCAGACACAGCCAAUGAAUGCACAGCCACAAAGUCGCCCGUUUGCUACGGGCCCUCGACCAACCCACCAUCAGUUUUUCCAGAGGACCCAGAUGCAGACUGCGAGGCCCAAUAUCCCUACGAACACGCCCUCCAUACGACCUGGCUCACAGACUCCCACAGCGGCUGUCUACCCCACUAACCAACCAAUCAUGAUGACCAUGGCACCCAUGCCUUUCCCGACCCCACAGACUGCACAGUACUACAUCCCACAGUAUCGCCACAGUACGCCCUACGUGGGACCUCCUCAGCAGUAUUCUGUACAGCCUCCAGGGUCUGGCACCUUCUAUCCUGGUCCAGGGCCAGGGGAGUACCCUGCCCCAUAUCAUCCCCUCAGGUACCACCCACCUGUCUCACCCUCUGUUCCUGCUCCCGUUCCCACAGCUGGCCCAACCUACUACCCAGGACAGACUGUGUACCCCCCCUCGACCCCCAUCAUAGUGCCUACACCACAGCAACCUCCACCAGCCAAGCGUGAGAAGAAAACAAUCCGUAUCCGUGACCCCAAUCAGGGUGGCAGGGAUAUCACAGAGGAGAUCAUGGCAGGGGGUUCAGGGAGCAGGAAUUCAACACCUCCUGUCGGUCGCCCCUCCUCUACCCCUACACCCCCACAGCAGCUGAGCAGCAGCCAGACUCCAGAGCAGCCGCAGCAGCAACACCAACAGCAGCAACAGCAACAGCAGCCGCAGCCUCCUCAGCCACAGCAGGCCCAUCCUGGAGGCUACACGCUGGAGCCCCUGCAGCCACCGCAGCCACCACAACCCCAACAGCCACAGCAGCCGUUGACAACUGGGGUUUCAGACACCAAACCAGGGCCAGAUGAUACGCCAAAACUAGAGCCAAUUGUCCAGAAGUCUUCCUCGCCUGGGCUUGUGCAGCCUGAAGCCCCUGUGGAGAGACUCGAGGCCAGUGCUCCUGUAACCGAGGCCCCUUCUACAGUCGAACCAGAGCUUCCCUUCUCUGCCCCAGUGGCCGCCCCCGCCACACUCCCAGUUUCAGUGGCCAACAAAAGUGAAGGUCCCUCAGCCAGGGAGUCCAGUGCUUCAGCCUCUUCUCCAUCCCCCUCAGCUGGGGAGUACAAACCCUCUUUGGCGCCACCUCAGACUCCCAACACAGACAAGCCUCUUUCAGAUGCCCCGCGGACUCUGGCUGCCUCGCCGGCGCCGGCUCCCAAGGCUUUGAACGGCCUUGCAGACUCUGGGACUGAGCUGGACGCCCCGGCUCAUGAGCCCUCUCUUCUGUCCCCAGCUGCACUCCAGCCCCAGGCCUCUGCUCCUGCUUACAGAGAGGCCUCCUCCUCUGAAACAUUGCCCUCUGACGUGAGGCCAGAGGUGCCCAUUGCUGCUGCGCUCACCCCCAUGGCACCUGUGGCCGUGGUGCCCGUCACCCUGACGUCAAGCCCAGCUCCUGUUUUGCCAGCUACGCUCCCCCCCGGCCUUCCGCCUCUAGUGCAGGCCACAACAGAGGCCGACGAGCCGAGCAAGCCCUUAGACACUAAAGACCUCGUUCCCAGAGUAGGGACAGAGGCACACGGAGGCAUUACUGACAGCAAAACAGAGUCCCAGCAACAAGCGCUCACCAGGAGGAGUCCCACUACAGUUAAUCAGACUGCUUCUGCUAUACCAAAGACCUGGAGGAAACCAAAUGAAGGGAUCUCUGCUGGCGACGCACCUCAAAAGGAGGAUGAGGACGAGCCCAGUACAGUGGAUCAACCUGCUGGAGACCAGGCCCCGCAGUCAGCUCCUCUGAGCAGCAGCCCGGUGCCCCUACCGCCGGCGUUUACCUCCACCCCUGCUCCAGCUCCUGCCAGCAGCCCCGAGGCUGACGGAAAGCCCGCCGCGCCAGAGGAGAACGGCGAGGCCGAGAUGGAGCCCAUGAGGAACGGCGCAGGCCACACGUCGGAGACGGAGAGCAGCGACAGUGGAGCCACCGCCGGAGACAAGGAGAACUCCACAGGAGCUCCACAGGACAUGGAAGACUUGGCCGACUCCAGUGGGAAGCGUCAGUAUGACAGGGACUUCCUGUUGGGCUUCCAGUUCAUGCCCGCCUGCAUACAGAAGCCUGAGGGGCUCCCACCCAUUAGUGAUGUGGUGUUAGACAAGAUGAACCAAAACAAGUUGCCAUCUCGAGUGGUGGAUUCCAGGGCGAUCUCCAGAGGGCCCGAUUUCACACCUGCCUUCGCUGAUUUUGGCAGGCAGAUGACCGGAGGACGAGGCGCUGCGCUUAUGAACAUUGGGGCGCGGCGGCCUCCACCCAGGAAGAUCAUCAUGAACGUGUCGGUGAAUGAUGAUGUUCAGCUGAAAAAAUCAGAGAAUGCCUGGAAACCUGGCUUGAAGAGGGAAAGCCCUGCAGAUGAUCCCGAGAUUCAAAAAACACAGGAGCUCUUCAGGAAGGUACGCAGCAUCCUGAACAAGCUCACGCCUCAGAAGUUCAACCAGCUGAUGAAGCAGGUGACGGACCUGACCAUCGACACCGAAGAGAGGCUCAAAGGGGUCAUCGACCUGGUCUUCGAGAAGGCCAUCGACGAGCCCAGCUUCUCCGUGGCCUACGGAAACAUGUGCCGCUGCCUCGCCACGCUCAGAGUGCCCAUGACAGACAAACCCAACACCACAGUGAACUUUCGCAAGCUGCUGCUAAACCGCUGCCAGAAGGAGUUCGAGAAAGACAAGGUGGACGAUGUGGUGUUCGAGAGAAGGCAGAAAGAGCUGGACUCUGCUGCGUCGGCCACGGAGCGUGAGCGGCUUCAGGAAGAGCUGGAGGAGGCCAAGGACAAGGCCCGGCGGCGUUCCAUCGGCAACAUCAAGUUCAUCGGCGAGCUCUUCAAGCUCAAGAUGUUAACAGAGGCCAUCAUGCACGACUGUGUUGUUAAGCUGCUGAAAAAUCACGACCAGGAGUCGUUGGAGUGCCUGUGCAGGCUGCUCACCACCAUCGGCAAGGACCUCGACUUUGAGAAGGCCAAGCACAACUGGGUGUCCAGGAGAGCCGACCAGGGCCCGAAAACCAUCGAGCAGAUCCACAAGGAGGCGAAGAUUGAAGAGCAGGAGGAGCAGAGAAAAGUGCACCAGCAACUGCUCUCAAAGGACAGCAAGAGACGGCCAGAUUCGAGAGAUUCGAGAGAUCAGAGAGAUCAAAGAGAUCAGAGAGAUCAGCGCGGGCAGAGAGAAGAGACCUGGAACACUGUGCCCAUGACAAAGAACAGCAGGACCAUCGACCCCACCAAGAUCCCAAAGAUCUCCAAGCCUCAAAUGGAUGAGAAGAUCCAGCUGGGGCCCCGUGCUCAAGUCACGUGGGUGAAGGGCAGCAGUGGAGGAGCCAAAGCCAGUGACUCAGAACUAUCUCGGACAGCUGGCCUCAAUCGUUACUCUGCGCUGCAGUCUACGCCGCCACCCCAGCCCUCCACCACUCCUCCACAGAACCCAGACUUUGACUCCAGGAGAACUUUGGGAAGUCGUAGCAGCACCGGGAGGGAACGCAGCGAGAAGCCGCUGAUCUCUGCACCUCCGUCGUCACGGCCCGGGCCGUUCAUCAGGGGAGGCAGUUCCAAGGAGCUGCUGGAGAGUCAAACCCCCGAUGAGCCUCGGAGAGAGCGAGAGCGAGAGGCGGCCGAGCCCCGGAGACCGAGUGUCACCGAGGACAAAACAGAGGCAGAGCGCAGCAGAGUCAGGGAGCCUGUGAAAUCUGAGCCAGUGGUCCAGACCCCGGACAGACCUGCUCUGUCUGAGGAGGAGAUUGAGAGGAAGUCCAAGUCCAUCAUCGACGAGUUCCUGCACAUAAAUGACUACAAGGAGGCCAUCCAGUGCGUGGACGAGCUCGACUUGGGCUCUCAGCUCAACGUCUUUGUGCGCGUCGGGGUGGAGUCGACUCUGGAGCGCAGUCAGAUAACUCGGGACCACAUGGGCCAGCUCCUCUUCCAGCUGGUGCAGCAGGGACUCCUGCCCAAACCCCAGUUCUACAAAGGGUUUGCAGACACGCUGGAGCAAGCGGAUGACAUGGCCAUCGACAUUCCCCACAUCUGGCUGUACCUGGCCGAGCUGCUCAGCCCUGUGCUGAGGGAAGGGGGCUUCUCUAUGAGAGAGCUCUUUAGUGAAUUAAGCAAACCUUUGCUUCCUGUGGGAAGAGCCGGGAUCUUAAUUUCUGAAAUACUGCACAUACUAUGCAAACAAAUGAGCCAUAGGACUGUAGGUUCUUUGUGGAGGGAAUCUGGCCUCAACUGGACCGACUUCCUACCAGCGGGAGAGGACGUCCAGGCUUUCAUCUCACAACAGAAACUCCAGUUCGUUCUGUCGGACGGCUCCAGCCCUGAGGCGGCUCUGUCUAAAAAGAUCUUGUCUCCCGAGGAGCUGAGCCAGCAGCUGGAGAGACUUCUCCUGGAGGACAUGGCCAGCGACGAGCAGAUCUUUGACUGGGUAGAGGCAAACCUAGAUGAAUCUCAGAUGAGCUCGUCUCCCUUCCUGAGGGCUUUGAUGACAGCUGUGUGUAAGGCAGCAGUGAAAGAUGAUAACACCAACUGUCGAGUGGACACGGCCAUCAUCCAGAGGAGAUUGCCUGUAUUACUCAAGUACCUUAACUCAGACACUGAGCGACAGCUGCAAGCACUUUAUGCACUUCAGGCGCUGAUCGUUGCCCUCGAUCAGCCUCCAAACCUUCUCCGGAUGUUCUUUGACUGUCUGUAUGACGAGGACGUCAUCUCGGAGGACGCUUUCUACAAGUGGGAGACGAGCAAAGACCCUGCCGAGCAGCAUGGUAAGGGUGUGGCCCUCAAGUCCGUCACGGCCUUCUUCACCUGGCUGCGGGAGGCGGAGGAGGAGUCGGAAGAUAAUUGACGAGGGAGGCACCGAGGGGACAGGACGUAGUAGAACUGCAUCCUUACAGCAGAACAAACAAACAAACAAACAUUCGAAAUGGGUGUAUGGGCAGGACGACAUGUUUACGGCUGGAAUUUUUUUCUGCGGUACGGUUCUGAAACAUGCCGCCCUUUUGAGUUUGGAUUCCAACGGCGGAAGCACUAAAUACCUGUAUUAUACAUAGAAAAUAUUUUUGUUUUAAAUUUUAACUUACUUUUUCUUUUUGUUACUUUUUAAGAAGAGACUUAAAAGAUACAUAGGUUCUGGACUCUUUAAUUUAUUAUUUUUUUAAGGACUGCAAAUAUAAAAGUUAUUUAACAUUUGCAGAUGCUCAUAAAAUGAGAACAUGACAACAGAAAUAACAAUAUAAUUAAUUAUAAUAACAAAAUAAUAAUUGUGAAAUAAAUAGCCUCCCUGGAUUCCGUACUGUUUGGUUUAAAACAGGGUAAAACAAGAUUAUUUUGGGAUGAAGGGGAAGCACAGAUUUAAAAUGUGGGGAGGAAAAAAAAAAGGAGUGGAUGCACAGAAGCUAUUAACGUUGUCCACGUAUGACGUUUUGAGGUCAAAGGUUAUCUCAUAAUAACCGGGGAAGUGUUUUCCCCAGCCUUGGCUUGCUCUACGUUGAUAUGUACAUACGCCUCGUUGAGAGGUGAGAGGUAUGCAUUCAAGAAGCGAUGCAAGUCAGUCCACAGAAACUGUCAAAACAAAACGCAGACGAACAAACCUGGAAAACAUUCAAGUGAAAAUGAGCAAAAAAUGCAACUUUAAAAAGCAAAUGGCCAGGGUCACUGAUUAUUGAAAUGCUUGUAAUACUUCAGACCUACAGAGCAGAUUAAAGCUUGUAAAUACAUUAAAGACAAAAAAGGUAUUUAAAAAAAAAA
Molecule: messenger RNA, 6248 nt
Organism: Morone saxatilis (striped sea-bass)
Lineage: Eukaryota; Metazoa; Chordata; Actinopteri; Moronidae
Gene: eif4g3a
Product: eukaryotic translation initiation factor 4 gamma, 3a
Cellular component (GO): eukaryotic translation initiation factor 4F complex
Molecular function (GO): mRNA binding; translation initiation factor activity; protein binding
Source: RefSeq, a predicted model, not a curated record